Larimichthys crocea (large yellow croaker) is the source of this 478-nucleotide messenger RNA. It is a transcript of the gene cox7b, whose product is annotated as cytochrome c oxidase subunit 7B. The transcript has 3 exons. Gene Ontology annotation, biological process: mitochondrial electron transport, cytochrome c to oxygen. Bases 107 to 349 code for a protein of 80 amino acids. NCBI's taxonomy places the organism in Eukaryota, Metazoa, Chordata, Actinopteri, Sciaenidae. The record is from RefSeq and is a predicted model, not a curated record.
GCACACAUUGGCAUAUAUCGUAACAUCCGCCGUGUGUACGUGCGGCGAGGCAGCCAUAUUAAACUUCCGUUCUUCAAGGGUAUCUGAAGGCACCAGGCGAGACAACAUGUACCGGUUCGCUAAAGCUGCAGUCAAUAUCACCGGUCAGGCAGCGAGGCAGGUGAGGCAUGGAUCCUCCGCCCAACCGGACUUUCACACCAAGCACGGCAACACUGUGCUGAUCGGUGGGACUGUCUUCUGUGUUGCCGUGUGGUCAUACGUGCUGACUCAGACUGGCCUCACCUGGAAUCCGUCACCUGUUGGCAGGAUGAUGCCUAAAGAGUGGAGAGAGAAAGAGGAGGAGGAGUAAAGAGCCUCCAUUACAGACCUACAUCCCACCUAAUAAUAAACCUUCUGGUUGUACAGAUCUAUAAUGUGUUCAUACAGUAAAUUCCAACAUGUUACUUUGUCCAAAUAAAUUAACUGUGAUUCUACUGAU